Molecule: messenger RNA, 1758 nt
Organism: Hyposmocoma kahamanoa
Lineage: Eukaryota; Metazoa; Arthropoda; Insecta; Lepidoptera; Cosmopterigidae
Product: metabotropic glutamate receptor 2-like
Exons: 11
Coding region: 1-1701 (566 amino acids)
Biological process (GO): G protein-coupled receptor signaling pathway
Cellular component (GO): membrane
Molecular function (GO): adenylate cyclase inhibiting G protein-coupled glutamate receptor activity
Source: RefSeq, a predicted model, not a curated record
AUGAAUACAAAUGUAGUAAACACGAGAGGCUUAUAUAAAUAUUUGUUUGCGCACAGGGACAUGCAUGCAGUAGUGUGCGGAGGUACCAAAGGAUUGUGCGAUGCCAUGAAGCCUGCCAGUGGAGCAGAGUUGCUGCGGUACCUGAGGAAAGUUAACUUCACCGGACUAAGCGGCGACGAGUUCCACUUCGACGCUAACGGCGAUGGCCCCGCACGGUACAACAUCCUGCAUUUCAAGCAGGUCGAACCUGGUCAGUACCGCUGGAUCAAUGUCGGGCAGUACCACGACGGGGCACUGAAGCUCGAUUUGGAUAAUAUUCAAUUCAAGCUCGAUUCGCGGCGACCGCCGGAGUCAGUGUGCAGUGCCGAGUGUGAACUCGGACAGGCCAAGCAGUACGUUGAGGGCGAGAGUUGCUGUUGGCACUGCUUCAACUGCACUCAGUACGAGAUCCGUUCACCGUACGUGGAAACAGCAUGCAUGGUAUGCCCGCGGGGAACGUUGCCGGAUCCCACAAGGACACACUGCACGGCUAUCCCCGAGGCGUACCUUCGCCCAGACUCGGCUUGGGCCAUUGGUGCUAUGUCAUUCUCUUCUGUUGGGAUCCUGCUUACUGCUUUCGUAUGCGGCGUGUGGUUCCGCCACAGCUCGACGCCGGUUGUCCGCGCCAGUGGCCGCGAGCUUUCCUACGUGCUCUUGGCUGGGAUCCUAAUGUGCUACCUCGUCACCUUCGCACUCGUCUUUCGCCCCACCGACAUCUUGUGCUCUAUUCAGAGAUUCGGCACGGGUUUCUGCUUUACGGUGGUGUACGCAGCACUGCUGACGAAGACGAACCGGAUCUCCCGCAUCUUCAACGCCAGCAAACACUCCGCCAAGCGACCGAUACUCAUAUCACCGAGUUCACAGUUGUGCAUAUGCGCUGGACUUGUGUCUAUACAAGUACUAAUAGUAGUAGUGUGGAUGAUCGUAGCCCCGGCGCGGGCGAUGUUCCACUAUCCAACGAGAGAAGACAAUAUGCUGGUCUGCGACUCGUAUGUCGAUGCAAGCUACAUGAUCGCCUUCUUCUACCCGAUCGUUCUCAUCAUCGUGUGCACAGUAUACGCUGUGCUCACAAGGAAGAUCCCGGAAGCUUUUAAUGAGAGCAAACAUAUUGGCUUCACGAUGUACACCACGUGCGUAAUCUGGUUGGCGUUCGUGCCGCUGUACUUCGGCACUGCGUCACACGUGCCUCUGCGCGUCACCAGCAUGGCCGUCACCAUCUCGCUCAGCGCCAGUGUUACGCUCGUCUGUCUUUUUUCUCCGAAGCUGUACAUAAUCCUGAUCAGGCCCGAGCGAAACGUGCGCCAAAGCAUCAUGCCAGUGCGCUACAGUCGAAAGCCGCCACCGCCUGCGCUACUGCGCUCCACCCACAACAGGCCAACAAGUGCUGACAAAGGAACCCAAACAGAACCAGCUGAAUUCAACAAACUGAACGGACAAACGUGUCUACUGAACAAAGAACAAAACAAUCUCGAGGAAAAGCCAGUUGACAAAGGUAACAUUAAAAUCGAAAAUAAAACUAUUACGAUAAAAGAAAGUCACAAUGAAACCAAUAUCGACAGUUUAAAAGACAAACUUAAUAACAUUAAACCUCCAAGUUACGAAGUCAUAGUUGAUAAAAAUAACAAAGUAACUGCAACUAGUGAUAAAGCAGAUACUUUAUAGCAACGACAUUCAUCCAAGUCUUUGAACGGAGAAUAUAAACCAAGUAAACAGUUCAGC